UGGACACUGAUUGUGUUUUGAAAAAUCAAUACUGCACUUUGCAGCCUGAAAGGUCAAAGGAUCAUUGCUUAAUACUGUUAUGUGUGAGCUAGAAGAGUGUAUAAUAUAGCUAUAUUUACAAGAAUACUGAAAAUAUUGUACCCCAGACUCAUUACUGUGAAAAUAUCGUAUAAACGAAGUGGUCGGCCCUAGCCGGGAUUUUAUUUAGAAACAAAUCAAAUUUGAUCAAAACAUGCCUGUGAGAUCAUUAUCAGUGCGUCGUUUUUUUAUUUACUUUGUAAUUGUUUUAUUUUUUCUUACUGUAAUUUACAUUUAUUUAAAUUACUUAAAAAAUGACUAUGAAGAUGAUUUAUGGGAAAAUGACCGGUGCAUAUCUGAGCUGAACGCUUUGAAAUAUCAAUUGGAUGUUGUCACAGAAUACAAGGAUCGUUUAGAUAAAUUACUCACUGAUACUCAGAAAAAAUGUGACUAUGAAAAAGAGAGGUUUAAGGAAAUAAUGGAUAGUUGCCUUGCAAUGAAACAGCAGACUUCAAUCUGUCAGAGUCAAUUUGAAGACUUGCAAAUUGAAUGCAAAAAGGCGAAGGAACAAGCUGAUAAAUGUAAAAAGGAAAUGGAGAAAUUGAUGCCUGCAAGAUAAUUAUGUUAUUAGUUAUAAGGAUUCAUUGUAAAAUUUAUUGUUAUACAUUACCUUUGUAAAUAGUUAAGAUUUUAAAUUUUAAAUAAAUGAUUUAA
Colias croceus (clouded yellow) is the source of this 732-nucleotide messenger RNA. RefSeq lists its product as uncharacterized. Lineage: Eukaryota; Metazoa; Arthropoda; Insecta; Lepidoptera; Pieridae. Bases 233 to 637 code for a protein of 134 amino acids. The transcript is spliced from 3 exons. The record is from RefSeq and is a predicted model, not a curated record.